AAGUUAAACACUAAUCAGAAAAUGAGCUAAUCUGUGCCACAGUUGCUGUCUUUCUGAUUCAUCAGCAGCAAAAGCUGUCCAAAAUGAAAUAUUAGUUGGAAGAAACGUUAUGGUCCAUUGGUUAUUAAACGAAGCAACAGUGCAUCAGUGAUUUAUUAUGUUAUCUAGAGAAAAAUGAGAUGAAAAAAAGCGACAAUUCCUUCUGCAUGCUGCUGUGUGUGCACUGUCAGCUGGAAUGAUGGUGCUGGCUUUGAGUUUCAGGUUAAACUAUUUUUUGGUAUUAUUUAUAUUUUGAUGGUAAUGCAAUAAACAAUCAAACGGCGAGAAAUGACCGCAAAAGUUACGCUAUAUAUUACCUCGAUGGAGCGGUAAGGCAGAACAUUCAGAUUGCUUUGGACAGAAUAGCAGAAAGAUGCUAAUCAAGUGAAUAUAUUAUUGUAGUUACCAGCUUUUGAUGGUGACACUACCGAGGAAAAAACAAAACAAAGCAGCAACCGACCGCUCGUUGAGAGAGACUCCUGCUUGCUUCCUGUACCUAUCUCUGAUGAUGACGAAGAGACUGCAAAAAAAAAAAUCGUCUGAAGUGACAGUAGUAUACGACACAUUACAACACAAGGAAAGCGGCAAAUGCUUUUAUCCUCAGGAUGACAAAAGAAUCUAAUGGGAAUUUCGAAUGAUGGAGAAGAUUGGAACCUCGCCGAGUCUUCGUUUAAAAUGGAUAUUUCGUCAAAUAGCUCUAAUUUCCUUUGCAGGUUUCUUCAUUGUUCAGAGAACUGAAUCUACUGCAAUAACAAUGGCUGCCUGCAAUGGGAAGCUGGAACAGCACACAGAAAGGCGUGGGGUCCUCUACAGCCCGUCCUGGCCUCUGAGCUACCCAGCGGGGCUGAACUGCAGCUGGUAUAUCCAGGGGGACCACGGGGAUGUCAUCACAAUCAGUUUCAGGAACUUUGACGUAGAAGAGUCUCGGAAAUGUGCUUCAGACUGGCUCCUGAUGGGCCCAGCCUCGAAGAGAGAGUACAGGGUGUGCGGCUCUGUCAUCCCCCCGCCCUUCAUCUCCACACGGGACCACGUCUGGAUAUUCUUUCACUCCGACACUGCCAGCUCUGGGCAGGCUCAGGGAUUCAGAAUCUCCUACAUCAGAGGUAAACUAGGCCAAAGCAGCUGCCAGACAGAUGAAUUCCUUUGUGGGAACGGCAAGUGCAUUCCCAGUGCCUGGAAGUGCAACACAAUGGACGAGUGCGGGGACGACACAGACGAAAAGAGCUGUGCACCCCCUCCGACCGAGCCCCAAACCACCAUGUGCCCCUUGGGGACCUUCCAGUGCACCGGAGUCCACUCCACCCAGUGCUUAUCCAACAGCCUGCGCUGCAACUCCAACAAAGACUGCAGGGACGGCUCGGACGAGGAGGAUUGCCCCGACACGUCCUGCGGGAAGCGGCUGGGGAACUUCUACGGCUCCUUUGCCUCUCCAGACUUCUUCCGGCGCAACCACAGUGGAUCAGACUUGCGCUGCACCUGGUACGUAGACACGCAGGACCCGCGGCACAUCAUCCUCCAGUUCGACCUCCAGCUGGGCUACAGCGACUACAUUCGGGUGUACGACGGCAUGGGAGAACGCAGCGACAAGCUGCUGCAGACUCUAACCUAUCACAACAACCGCCGUUCAUCCAGUGUAGAGUCCUCCAAGGGGCAGCUCACGGUCCUGUACCAUGCCAAGCCCAAGAGCGCGGGCCAUGGCUUCAACGCCACCUACCAGGUCAAAGGUUACUGCUUCCCCUGGGAGCACCCCUGCGGCAGCGAUGAGGGCUGCUUCGCCGAUCACCAGCGCUGUGACGGCUGGUGGCACUGCCCCAAUGGCAAGGACGAGGAGAACUGCCCUGCUUGCCAAAAGGGCGAGUACCCCUGCGAGGGCAAGAGCGGGAUGUGUUACGCGGGCCCGGACCGCUGCAACAACCAGAAGAACUGCCCCGACAGCUCGGACGAGAAGAACUGCUUCACCUGCCAGCUGGGCAACUUCCACUGCGGCACCAACCUGUGUAUCUUUGAGACGUGGCGCUGCGACGGGCAGGAGGACUGCCAAGACGGCAGCGACGAGCACAACUGCCUGGUGGCGGUUCCGAGGAAGGUGAUCACUGCAUCGCUCAUUGGCAGCCUCAUCUGCGGGCUGCUAUUGGUCAUUGCCCUGGGGUGCGCCUUUAAACUAUACUCCCUGAGAACCAGAGAAUACAGGGCUUUUGAAACCCAGAUGACCCGACUGGAGGCGGAGUUUGUGAGGAGAGAGGCUCCUCCCUCCUAUGGUCAGCUGAUUGCUCAAGGCCUUAUACCCCCUGUUGAGGACUUUCCUGUUUAUAACCCAUCUCAGGCCUCGGUGUUGCAGAACAUCAGGACGGCGAUGCGGCGGCAGAUUCGACGGCACUCUUCACGGAGAGCUUCUUCCCGAAGGAGACUGGGGUGGCUGUGGAGCUGGCUAUUCCAACGCAGGGCUCGGAUCCGGGGGCAGAUUCCACUGCUGAGUCCCCCCAGCACCUCCCACACUUCCCUCAGCGGGGGCAUCCACAGCUACCAGGCAGUGGGGGGUGGCGGCAGACACACUCCCUCCUCCACAGCCCGGAGACUGGACCUGGAGCCAGAGUCUGAGGCCCCGUGCCAGCCUGGGGCUUUCCACAGGGCCCACCAGCCCCCGGAACACUCCCCUGUGGAUCGCUCCCCUCAGUCCAGCACAGACGAGACUGGGGACCAGACUCCAGGUGAGGAGGUAAGCCGUGACUUCUGUGCAGGGACAGCCGGGGUCCACAGUGAUCCUCUGUCAGGACAUAUAGAAGCCCCUGAUACGGGUAACAGCAACUCAAACAGACACGAAAGAUCAGCGCGCACGAGGAACAGUGGCUUCUACAAACGGAAGCUGUCUCGGAAAGAGGUGCAGGGUCUAGCUGCUAACCUCCGCGGUGUGGCGCUGCGUCGAUACUCUCACCCCAGGAGUGAGCCCCCUGCUCUGGACCAACCCUGCCAAAGCCGUGCCCGCCACUCCAAGCAGGAGGAGCCCACGGAAAGCCAGAAUGCAAGUCAAAGAUGCCACUCUGUCGAAGUGCCAAUACAAGAAGCGGCUGCGCUGUUCUGCGACAGCCAGCACAGCCAGCACGCCAGCGACGAUGAUGAGUCCCUUAUCGUUUGCUGAUUUCAGCUUCUCUUGGGACGAGACCAUUUCUUUCAUGCCAAAUCUGUUUGCCAUAUGUUUUGUGUGUGAUAGUAGUUUUUUUUAUUUUUUUGUAUUUGUUGUCAUUGCCCUCUCCUUUCUGUUUCACUCCAAAGGGAAUUGUAAUUUGAGACCUCCAUGAUCACCCACACCCUGCUACAGAAUCUCACAUGAAAUGAUUGUGGCAGCUACACCAGUCCUUUUUCAUAGUUACUAAGAUGGUGAAAGAGUUUUUUGAAUAUAUAAACUUGUUCGGUCAGGUGGACUAAAGGGGUAUUGGUGCAGCUUGGCUGUAUUUACAGCUAUAUUCAGUACAAGGUUGAGCUCUGGGUCAGUAGCUGUCUUAGGUUGACCUCAAAAUGUAUAACAUUGUUCAGAUUUAAAAUACAUGAUUUGCAGCCAACAUGCUUUACAAUAUAUUCAUUGAUAGAUGAAAUGGUAGCCGUAUCAGUCCAGAGAUGAUAGACAAAGAGAAGAUACCUUUUAUUGGACUAAAUCAACAAUAAUUAAUUACAAGCUUUCAAGACCUCAAAGGUCUCUUCAGAUGAAAGUAGAAAAGAGAGUGAUGUUUACAUCUACAUCUAAAAUGUAGAUUUUUUGCAUUGUGUACAGAGCUACCAGUACAGCUUACAACGUCAGACUCCAUUAAAGUUCCCAGAUAAACAAUGUGCAUAGGAUUUACGGUUUUCAAUCUUAGGUUAAAGAAGCAUCUGUGAAAAGAGGACUUACACUUAAAAAGUGCAUGUCUUACAAACUGUUUCCCAUUUACAGUGUUACGGUACUUUUGGGAUUAUUAUGUAUAUCGUGCAAUAAAAAUUAACGCAGGUUAUAUAGGCCAGUAACCUUGACCACUGUAAAAUUACUGCACAAUAAUAAUAUUUAUUAUUGAUUAAUAAUUUAACACAGACGUGACUCCCUAUGUGUAUAUACAUUAUAAAAAUUCAAUUAAACUACUUUAUUCAAGCACAUAUCAUAUGUUGCCAGCGAGAUAAUAUUAUUUUGGUGCAUUUAAGACUGCAAACCUGUGACACUGGAAACUUUUAAAUAUAGAAUGCUAAUCAUUGGCCGGAUGUUUUAUUUUUAUGUUUUAAUGAUGACAUUAGAAGUGACUUAUUUUUAAUCAAAAGGUAUCAGUUAUGGUAAAAAAAGAAGUAAUUUAUAAAUAUUGUUUUAAAUUCUAGUUUGUUCUAGCUAAUAACUUUGUGCUGUUUCCCUUCUAGCCUGCAGGCAAGGGGAAACCUUUUCUGUUGAUGGUAAAAUAGCACCUCCUAGCUGUUAAAAAGAGAUCUGCAUGCAGCAACCCAACUGUGCAGCUGGUCUGUCAUUUCACAUGAGAUUAUGAUUCAGGGCAAUGUUAGUGGGUGUCAUUUUUUGUUUUUACAGCUUUUAGUUAUUUUUAUGAAUGUCAAGCAGUGUAUCGCGCUUUCUUUCACAGUAAACCAUUCAACAUCGGUGAAUUAUUUUUGGUAUAUCUAGCUUUGGGGGAAAACAAAUAGAUUGGAAUUCAUAUUUUCAGACUAGUUACCCUGCCACAGAGAAUCGAUUAGGAUCAAACUUUUUUUUUUUUUAUCAUUAAACUUAAGGCUAAUUUGUGAAGAUUAAGAGAAUAAUUUGUAUAAUAAAAUUAUACUGAAAAAUGAACAAAAAAAUAAAUAAAUCAGGGCAUUAAUUUCUGUGAGUGGGGAUGUAUGUACAGAAAAAAAAAGUGCAAUGAUUUCAUUGUGCCAUCGAAUGUGAUGCACAAUGUAUUCUAGUCCCAUUCCCAACAGAUACUGCUGCUGAAAACGAUGACAACUAGUUCUGUUUUUAAAUUGCAUCACCUGCAUAUUGUAUAAGUUAAAGGGGAAGCUUCAAAACGCUACAGUAAAUGUAGUAUUCCAGACCACUUAGCAAAUUUGCUGGUGUUGCUUGACUUAAAUGCUGCAAACAAGCCUCCUCUGUAGAGACUCCAUGUUUUACUUCCCUAGCUCUCCUGUGCUCGUAAUGCACUGACAUUGACCACGGGUUGCCUGUGAAGCAGCUGUUUUAUAAGCCUUGUACUGUGCAAGUGCUGUUGAUCCUUCCCUUUUCCAUUCAGCACCCUUACAUGAUCGUGGAAUCGAUUUGCCGUAUAGAUUUGAGCUAGAGGUAGAUAUGGGUACUUGAUUACCCACCUAUUGUGAAUUACCAGAACAUGCCUCUUUCCUACUCGCAUCUUUAACAGAGCAAUUGAGUUUUCUGAGGCUUCAAACAUGAAAAUGUGUAUAUGAUAGGCCUAUUAAAUAAUGCUGGGGCAGACAUUCUUCUCUUUGAUCUUGUGACUGCAAUAACAAAGUUCUCUGUGAUGAAUGAAGAUAAAUACUAGAAAGAAGCACUGUUCUCUACAUUAGAAUGUGUGUGUGUGUGUUGUUUUUUUUUGUAUCAUCUUUUUCUUUUGAAUUGAUCAAAAGGGGAGUGAUUUGCAUAAUAUAUUUUUGAUACAGUACUUUAGAAAUUCUGAUUAAAUGAGCAAAUAUCAACAUGGUCAUUUUUAACUCUGAACACAUUUCAGGCCAUGUUUUGUACAUAUUUUUUUUUUCAGGUCAUCUGUGCAUUGGUUUCUUUGCGUGAUAUAUAUUUUUAUAAAGUCAUUUAUAAAUGCUUUUAAAUGAACAUGGUCAAUGUUUGUGCAUGUGUUUGUCCCAGCACUACUUUUGAAGGCAGUUUUAGUCCUGUAGUUUUAGUUUAACAAUGAUAUGAACUGGAAACUACCCAGAAGGAUACCUGGCUAUUUUUCAGGAUGGGCCUCUAUUCCAGAUGUCCUACCCGUGCUAUGUCUAGUUUGCACCAGGAUACCAGGAAGGGGGGGAAGAUCCAUUUGUAAUACAUCCAUUUGUAAUAAUGGGAUUGCGGUUUGGACAAAGCUGUUUUAUGAUACUGUCUGCCAGCUGGUGGGAUGGAAACAUGGAAGAUCUGUAGACAGACUAAAAGGAAAUGCAUUGGGGAAAAAAACAAGAUACUGGCAUUUUCAUAUAGUGAUUUUAGGAGAUGUGCAAAGUUGUUACUACCCUUUAAUCAAGCUCCUGAAGCCUCCCCUUUAAUAAACGCUAGCUGCAUUGACAACUAUGGUGACAUUGUUUAUCCAUAUCAAUUUUGCUGUGUUCUACAGUGCAUUUUCUCUUUAUUAAAGAGACAUAGGCGUAUUUUAUCUAUUGUGCAUUUUGAGAUUCUUCUCCUUAGAGUUCUUUGCAAAUAGUGUAAACUUGAAAGUAUUGUGACGGUACUCUGUCUGCUGACGGUGUCAAUCAUAUAUAUAUAUAUAUAUAUAUAUAUAUGAAACAAUAAAUAAAAAUAUCUUGACACAAGGGUACCAACCUCUAUGAUUGUGCUGAAGUGUCUUUGUGCCUGC
Messenger RNA from Acipenser ruthenus (sterlet), 6560 nucleotides. RefSeq names its product low-density lipoprotein receptor-related protein 3-like. Gene Ontology annotation, molecular function: protein binding. The transcript is spliced from 7 exons. The record is from RefSeq and is a predicted model, not a curated record. Gene Ontology annotation, cellular component: plasma membrane. NCBI's taxonomy places the organism in Eukaryota, Metazoa, Chordata, Actinopteri, Acipenseriformes, Acipenseridae. Bases 674 to 3175 code for a protein of 833 amino acids.